Messenger RNA from Lytechinus pictus (painted urchin), 4308 nucleotides. Its product is annotated as lysosomal protective protein-like. Bases 148 to 1560 code for a protein of 470 amino acids. The record is from RefSeq and is a predicted model, not a curated record. Gene Ontology annotation, molecular function: serine-type carboxypeptidase activity. Gene Ontology annotation, biological process: proteolysis. The transcript is spliced from 9 exons. NCBI's taxonomy places the organism in Eukaryota, Metazoa, Echinodermata, Echinoidea, Temnopleuroida, Toxopneustidae.
GGCCAUCAGCUGACCAGCGCAACAUCAUGUGAUACCGGUAUUACCGCAUUGUGUGAUCAUUUCGCACUAGGCUUAUGACUACGGUAACAUCGCGCCGCGCCGGCAGCAAUUUUCUCAACCCUUUUCACCUUUUUUAAACUUCUCGAAAUGGCUUCUUCUUGGAAAAUCAGUGUUUUUGUGAUAUUUGUUGUUUCCCAGUUAUUUGCAAAUGUAGCGUUAGCGGCAUAUGCACCAGAUGAAGUCACAAAUCUUCCGGGUUUGAAGACGCAGCCGAGCUUUCGUCACUACUCGGGUUACUUGAAUGCAUCGGGACAGGACCGGCUGCAUUACUGGUUUGUAGAAUCGCAGAAUGAUCCAGCCAAUGAUCCUGUUGUCCUAUGGAUGAAUGGAGGGCCAGGAUGUAGCUCAAUGGAUGGCAUGCUUUCCGAACUAGGACCAUUUCAUGUAAACUCUGAUGGUCAGACGUUAUAUAUGAAUAAAUACAGCUGGAAUAAGGUUGCAAAUGUCAUCUUUCUGGAAGCACCAGCUGGUGUCGGCUACUCCUAUAAUCCUACCAAGGAAUAUGCUACUGAUGAUGAUAAGGUAUCCAUGGGUAAUUAUCUUGCUCUCCAGAGUUUCUUCAAGAAGUUCCCAGAGUAUGCUUCCAAUGAUUUCUAUGUGACGGGUGAAAGCUACGGGGGCAUCUAUGUGCCUACACUCACACAUAGGAUCCUCAAUGGCAAUGCUACCAUUAAUAUGAAGGGAUUUGCCGUUGGCAAUGGUAUAACUAAUUUCACCACAAACUCUGAUUCUCUGGUCUAUUUUGCCUACUACCAUGGACUUAUUGGUCUUGAUCUGUGGAAGAGCUUGAACAAAAGGUGUUGUGAUGGGACGUAUUGUGUCUUUUCCCAAUCUACUGAUAUAGAAUGCCAGACACUUGUUGCUGAAGCCCUCAACGUUGUCUAUGACAUUGGGCUGAAUACCUACUCCCUCUACUUGGAUUGUUACAAUGGUCCGUCGUCUCUACAGAGCCCUCUGUUGACCAGAUAUCAGUUUGACAUGAUGCAUGUCUUGGGUUAUCUACCAAAGGCACCGCCUAAGUACUAUCGGCCCAUGUCUGCUAUUUUGUCAAAUAAUAAAGUUGGUUUGGUACCACCAUGCAUCAACGUCACCGGAGUGACGGCCUAUCUCAACCUUCCUAGUGUCAGGAAAGCUCUUCACAUUGCCGACGAGGUCCCUUCAUGGGAAGUCUGCAGUGAACUCCCGUACACAACUGUCUACAAGACCAUGUACUCCACCUACAAGGACAUCCUGGCUAAAUAUCGAGGCUUGGUGUACAACGGAGACACGGACAUGGCCUGCAACUUCCUAGGUGACGAAUGGUUCGUCGAAUCUCUCAACCUGAAGAAGAAGUCCGAUAGAACCCCUUGGAUGUUAGGAGAUCAGAUCGCGGGAUUUGUGAAGGAGUUUGAAGGAUUAUCAUUGGUGACCAUCAAAGGGGCAGGUCACAUGGUGCCACAGGAAAGACCAGCACAAGCUUUAAAAAUGUUUACCUAUUUCCUUCAGAAUAAACCUUUGUGAGGCAAGAUUAGGCAAUACAUUUCCAAAGAUAGAAAGUAAUUAAGUAAAGAAGGAGCUGCAAUUAGAAUUCAGCAUUUUUUAAAGUCCCAAAUGUUAGACUAUUUUUUAAUGGUAAUUCAUAUGAACUCUUAACUUGUGUGAUUCUUUCUUUGUAAGAUUAAAUGUUGGUUUUAAACACUGGAAUUUGAAGCAGAAAUUCAAUCUUUUAUUAGAAUAAUUGUGGUACACCAAAAAUGUUUUUAAACUGCGUAUGGUAUCAUGGUUUGCUGGCUGUUUACUUCGUCUUUGUCUUGAUACAUUCACUUUUGAUGUUUUCCAGAAUAUUUUUCACAAAACCCUCACAACAGGGUUUUCAACAAUGCAUUGACAUGUGUGUGAAAUUUGAUUUUCAUGCUUCAAUGAUAUGAGAGUGUUCAUGUUUUGAUGAUGGUCUUGUGAAAUGUGCCAGGAGGAGGGCUCAAGAUGUCAUUGCCAAGAAGUAGGUUCAUGGUGGUGACUCUGCACCUACCUUGAGAAGAAAAUUAUUCCAAAGAGUUUGAGAGUUCGGUAAUCUUAUAAGCAAGAAUUUUUAUUUUGUGGUCCUUUUCAGGACCAACAAUUGCCCAAGAAAGAUACAUGGUGUAUAGUGAAACCUACCAGACUAUUAUCCUUCAUCAUGGAAACCUUCAGAGUCACAAGAGUUUUUGUUAACCAAAUAUUUUUACAAAGCUGUAGGUUUUAAAUUGCCACCUUUACCAGACGAACAGCCAAUCUUGACAUUCAAAUGGGUAUUUAUUCAUUUUGUAUUUUAAUAUUUGCAAUAUCUAUGAAGUAUAUUGCAAGCAAAAUAUGAAUAACUUCUCAUUGAUUAUGUAGUUUGGCUAAGAAACAACAAUAUUUGCAAUAAUAAAUCUUACAUAUAUUUCAAGUGUAUGUUUAAAGUUUAUUGUCUCGAAGCAACUUUUAAUGGGUUGUGUAAUAAUGACGGAGCUUUCAACAAGCUAUGUUCUCAUUCUGUCAAAGUUUGUAUGUGCCAAUCAUAUUUCAUUGUAUGUUGCAACCUGUGAUGAAUUAUGUGCAUUUUUUAAGUAGAUAGGAAAUUUUACUAACACCUACAUGUGAUAUUUGUCUCGUUUGAAUCAUGAACAGUAUAUAGUUUUAUAACCGCAACAGAUAUUAUUGGACACCAAAUUUUAUCUCUAUAUAUACUACUGACAUUUGUAUAGCAACCAUCUGUCUAUCCAUAAACCAAACUUCAAUCAAAUUAAAGGAGAUCUGGAUCCCGUAACACAAAAUUUAGCGAUUAAUCGUAUGAUUGGUUUUCACGAUUGAUUGUACAUUGUAGUCACAAUGGAAUCAAUCGUAGAAAAAUGUUCUACGAUCAUUGCUAAGCUUUGUGUUACGGGCCCCUGUUCUGUGUUUCAUGUUUAUUUUCAAAUGUUUGUUUUCUGCCUGGCCCAAGAGAGUAUUUUGAUUAGAAAUUGAUUGAGUGUAGUGCCGUCACUUAGAUAGAGAUUAAGCCACCUUGAAAUUAUUUUUGUAUGUUAUAAUUUUUGUAGAGUUUUAAGAUUCUCACUACCUCUCUGUACCUCUCCCAAUUGCAAUAGACCCAGAAAAAUCCAAUUAUGCACAAAUGUACUGGUUGUAUAUGAAGGUUAAUGAAAACUUCAAUUUAGACAUGAAUUACAGUCUAUAUUUAGGACGUCUUAUGACAAUCUUUCAUCUAUCAUCCUGAUUUAAAGGAUAAAUGUCUUACAGCACAGAAACAUUUUGAGUUGGAUAGCAACCCUUAAUUGGUCGUGAGUCAGGGAUUUAAAUCCCCUUUUGGUUUUCUAGAUUAUUUGGGUCUUGCUGUGAGUCCUGUAUCUUGGAAUCUAUUAUUAUGCCCAUUUUCCAAGGAUUUACCCCUGAUGAAUGAAUACCGUGGAAUUAUUUUUUAUAUUCUAAUAAUGGAGGCAAUUUUUUAAGAAGAUAGAUUUAUUCAAUGAUCAUCUCUUUUUUGUUUUUAUCAUAGAGUGAAAGCAGUCAUGAUUUUUUUUUUUUUUGGGGGGGGCAUAAAAUUAGAAGAUAAAUCAUUGUUGUCAAUUUUCCUUUCUUUGCUGUAAUGUUUAUUGAUGAAAUGGAUAAGUAGAGGCUGUAGAUAGUUGAAAUGGGUUUACUACGUGUGAGUGUUGGAUGUUAUUUUUAAGUUAUUCACCUGUGUAAGCCAUAAUCUAUAUUAAAAUGCUCAAUCAAUUAUAAAACCCAGAUUUUAUUGGAUGAAAUUUGACUCAUUGUUAGUUGUCUGCUGCUUUGUAUUAUGUAUGUCAUAAUUACCAAACACGAAAUAGUUCUUGGAUGAAAUAUUGUUAAAAGUAUUAUGAUAUGAAAUUUGAAAUAUAAAUCAUGACAAAUUGUGACUUGCCCUUUUACAGUGAUGUUUCAGUCUAUAUUGCGAUAUAUAAAAAUAAUGUUACCAAGUUACCAAAUGAUUGAUUAUUACUUACUGAUGCUCAUCAACAGCUUUUAUUAAACCACUUUAUAUUAUGCAAACCUUUUAAUACAUACUUGUAUUUAGAUAAAUCUACCAGCAAACUGUCCUUGAAUUGGCCAUAAUAUUAUAUGUUUAUAUUUGACAAACUAAAUAACUCAUUUAGCAUCCUUGAAGUUUAUUGAUGUAAUGAAAGAAUCGGAAUGAAGUUUUAAGUGUAAGAGGAUUAUCAUCUUGUUUCUUCAUUUUACAUUCUGAUUUCUUUGCCAUCAUAUGAAAUAAACCAUACCAGAGAUAAA